This is a messenger RNA of Dunckerocampus dactyliophorus (ringed pipefish), 3025 nucleotides long. Its product is annotated as RNA exonuclease 5-like. Lineage: Eukaryota; Metazoa; Chordata; Actinopteri; Syngnathiformes; Syngnathidae. Gene Ontology annotation, molecular function: exonuclease activity; RNA binding. The record is from RefSeq and is a predicted model, not a curated record. The transcript is spliced from 19 exons. Gene Ontology annotation, cellular component: nucleus. The coding region runs from base 125 to 2440 and encodes 771 amino acids.
GCUUCCGUCAACAGGAAGUAUGCCUACACAAGGAUGGGUCGAACGUGUUGUAUCGGUCGUAAUGUGACUACGUGAGUCUGGAAGGCGUUGGAACGUCGUAUCAUGCACAUAGAUCCGUUCUAACAUGGCACCCUCGCCAUCAACGCUAAUCAAUGAACAGAAAAGGAAAAGCAACGCACGUCAUGGGCCGGCAAAGAAGUUGAAGGGACGGCAAGAUGGCGCUGAUGACAAUGAGGAAUGUGGACCGUGGAUGUCCGUGCUGCCUGAGCACCUCCAGCAUCCGAUCACAGCCAAGGAGCUGAUGGAGCUGCUGCAUUACGCUGCUCUGCCAGGAACAAACAGCGUCAAGCAGCCCAGUUGGUGUCGUGUGCACGGGCAGCAGAGUGUGGAAGGCGUCAAUGUUGUGGUGGUGGAGGGUGUGACCCAACGUGACUUUUACAAACACUACAUGACUUUCAGGCGCCUGAGGAGCAACUACACCAGCAGAGUCACCUUCAUGCCGUCCACCAGCAACCUGCUGUCUGGGAUAUUCAGCAGUGACGUGGCCACUUCAGGCGGAUCGUACGUGGACCGAGCAGAGAAAGACCGCAGCAAGUUACACAAAGUGCUGACGACUCACCCGGUCGUGACCAAGUUUGGGACGAGGAGGCGUGGUCUGACGGCCUACUUGCUUCCCCAGCAGGAGAUGAUCAGGGGACGUUACCCGGUCAAAGGGAUGCCAGGCUUUGAGGAGUUUGUGUGCACAGAUAGCGACGAUGUCGUCACAGACGCCAGUCCUCUGUUUGGACUGGACUGUGAAAUGUGUCUGACAGUGAGAGGCUACGAGGUGACAAGGGUCUCCCUGGUGGACUGCUGGGGGACGUGCGUGCUGGACCAGCUGGUGAAACCUGACAACAAAAUACUGGACUACGUCACACAGUUUUCUGGUAUCACGGCAGCCAUGCUGCAGCCGGUCAGGACCAAGCUUGGUGACGUUCAAGGUGAGCUGAGGAGGCUGUUGCCACGAGACGCGGUCCUGGUGGGUCAUUCCAUCAACAGCGACCUGACGGCCCUGAAACUCAUUCAUCCUCACGUCAUCGACACCUCGCUGCUGUACAGGAGAGAGUUUGGACAGAGGUUUAAGCUGAAGGUUCUGGCCGAGACCGUGCUCCAGAGGCAGAUCCAAACGGAGGAGAGGACAGGUCACGACCCUGCCGAGGACGCCUUGGCAGCGUUGGAGCUGGCCCAGUAUUUCAUUAGAAGCGGACCUCUGCAGGUGCUUGAGGAUCACCUGGAGGAACUUUGGGGUUUGACGUUACAAGAAGAGUCCACACACUUGGAAUCAGAGCCCAGCAGCAGGUUUGCUGAGGUGUUGCAGCGACUCGGCAGGUCGGUUUGCUACGUGGGGAAGCGCUGUGACGUGGCCUUACACCUGGCCAAUCAGCAGUGGCUCCACUCUGACAAAGAGGUGGUGGCCUCUUUCAGGAGGCUGGACAAGGUUCCCUUCUUCUCCGUGCUCCACCUGUCUUCUCUCUCUAAGCGGUCCCGGGACCUGCCUCCUGACCUGCACCACAAGGUGAGCGCACACCUUCGGGACAUGUGUCUGCUCUUUGCCGGUCCACUUCCUGUAGGCUUCUCCGAGAGAGAAGUGAGGCGACUGUUCCGCUGCUGUGGUCACGUCCUGAGCGUGAAAAUGCUGAAUACGACACACAGGGUUCAUGCCUUGGUGGAGUUCAAGCUGCUGGAGGGAGCCGUGCUGGCACUGCAAACUUUGAACGGCAUCCAAGUGCAGGGACACACCAUGAAGGUGCAGAGGCCAGUCAACGAGUCCACGCUGGAUUUUGACGUGAUUCUCAAUGCGCUGAUGAGCGACGUGCUCAACACGCGACGACUCUACGUGGUCAAACUCAAGCCCCUCUUGGCCCGCAGCGUCUCGGCCAAGCGCAACGGACACACGAAGGACGCCGAGCGCGCAGAGGUGAACAGCUGCGCAUCCACGUCACUUCCUGCCAACACGUUUGAGCUGAGCGAGGAAACGCUCGCGCAGAGGUUCGGCCGCUUUGGAGCUGUGGAAGGAAUCUUUGCCAAGGCUAAACCUGGAAGACGUGCAAGACACGCGUGCAUACAGUUUGCGAGUCCAGAAGGGAAACAUGCGGCCCUCAGCUCUUCGGAGGAACUCUGGAGGGAAAACUUUCUUGUCUGUCCAGCGCUGACUCCGCCCCACAUGACUUCAUGGGUUGCUGACGACGACAAUGAGCAUGAGGUGGAGAUGGAGCACAUGAUGAAGAAGCUUGACCGCCGCCUGGGGAAAGUCUUCAUUUCUCUCCCAGAAUGCACCUUGUCUGUGGUGCUUCUGCUUCCAAAUCCCAGUGCUCUCAACUCUUCGCCUGGUUUGUGCUUCUUGGAGUUCAAGCAAAAGUCAUCAGAACCUCCGGAAUGGAACUGUGAAACUGAAACGUGAAAAUCGACUGAAUCGACAUGUUUUUAUAUACAUUUAUGACAAAUUCUGUCUUGGAAUAAUGCACAAACGCUUGGACAAACAGUGUCGCAUUGUUGUAAAAUGAAAUGGUCUUUUCUUACUGGUGUGUGUGUGUAGCUUUAAUGCUAAUGAGCUGUGUUUGUCUCAAGAAGCACUAUGUUACUGUAUUAGACCUGAUCCACUUUGAAAAUCUACUAAAUUAGAUUGGAUCAAUCUGCAGACCACAAAGCAACACAUUUUUAUCACACUUAAUGACACACACCAGCUUGGUUGAUGCAACCCAGCCUCACUGAGACUCUACGUCCAGCGGCCCCAGGAAAAUUGAGUUAAGGCUCCUGGACCAGGUCUAUUAUGGCCAAGAUGCUGAAAAAAAUGCGCAAAUGUGCCAUUUUCACAAAUAGAAUAAAGGUUUCACAAAUCAUAACCUUUGGGGUCUGUAGAUUAAUCCAGUCCAGAUUUAAGAUGUCUAAAUAUAAUGUUUUUCAAAGUGGACCAGGUCUAAUAUGGACUAGGUGCUAAAAAAACCAUCUAAAUGUGCCUUUACUGCAUUUACACAAAUAAAACCUU